GAGAAAUGUUUUAAAAAUGGUUUGUGGAACUAUGGAGGUUGUAGUUCCGACCGCUAGGUGGGAUUCACUCUACGAUACACGACCAGAAAAGGUGGAGGUAGCAGUUACUUGUUUAAAGAAUAGUAUCAUUGGUAACCUGAAGCAGAAGGAACUGAUAAUAGAACAGGGACUGUUGGCUAGACUGAUCAGUCUUCUAGUGGAUCAUGAUGUUCAUCCGAGGAUCAAAACAAGUGUUGUUCAUAUUAUCAGUUCUAUUUCCAAGGGAUCGGAUACAACAAGACGUUCUUUACUAGAUUCAGGCGUUGUUAAAAUUCUUCUAAAUGGGCUCAACUUUUCAGAUCUAAAGUUGACGGAAGCCUGCUUACAGAGCCUAGUCUCCAUAUUUAAUAUGAAAAAUCCACCUGUAGAGGUGAUAUAUUCCGAUCCCAUCGUAGUUUCUCAAAUAUUAAGUUUAAUGCCGCAAUCAACUAAUUGUGGAAUUGCGGCCUGUCGUCUUCUAUCUGCUGGUACUAUGAGUACAGAGCAGCAGAAUAUACUGGUGAGCGGUGGAGCUCCUAAUAUAUUGUGUAGUCUGCUUAGCAGCCCGGUCACAGAGGCGCAGCUCAGUGCGCUUCAUUGUCUUGCUAAGAUUGUAUACCAGAACGAGAAUGCCGCGCAGAAGUAUUUGAUUACCAGUGAUCAUGGUAAACAGCUUCUGAGUCUAGUUGUACAGUACACAAGGCGGGAGUACAUAGAGGAGAUACAACUUGAAUCCAGCAGAAUACUCACAUAUAUGUACAGGAGUAAAGUGCUGGAGAAGGAGGAUGUGGUGGUGUACAGGGUUCUACCCUGCCUUGUCAGGCUCUGCAAGAAGGAGGAGAAGGUUGAGAACAGGAUAGUUGCAGCAGAAACCCUGGCCUACCUUAUUCAGGUUAAUGUUGAACUUCAACAGAUUGCUGCAAUCUCAAACCAUCUGAUCCCAACUGUUGCAAGUUUCCUAAAAUGGGCUCCAGAACCCAAACAGAGAUCUGGAGGUAUGACCAAACUGCAGUUAACUCAGCUAAAUCAGAAAAUCGAAGAGGACGCGAAUAAUUUGAAAAAUCUACGCAAAGCUGCGUUCAAUUUGUUUGGAAGUUUGUCUGCUGAUGAUGAAGAUAUUAGGAAAAGAUUAAUAGAUACGGAACCUUUAGUUGAUACUGUAGUAGGAGCUCUACAGGAUAAUGAUGAAGAUUGGAAGGAAGUAAAGAUGGCGGCCAUACGUUGCCUUCAUUCUCUUUCAAGAUCAGUUCAGCUUCUCAGAACUACUUUCCAGGUUGAGAGUGUUCUUGUUGCUUCCUCUACACUCUGUAAUCUACUCUUGGACUUUUCACCAAGCAAAGAGAAACUUCUUGAUUCAGGUGCUGUAGAGCUUCUAUGUGAGCUGACCCAUCAGCAGGAUCCUAGUCUGCGCUUGAACGGAGUCUGGGGACUAAUGAACCUCUCAUUCAAUUCAGAGCAAAGGAUCAAAUCUCAUAUUAUGACAACAUUGGGGACAGAUCAGGUGUUCCGUCUGUUGUCAGAUCCUGGAAUCCAGGUGGUGAUGAAGACCUUGGGCCUGCUGAGGAACCUGCUCAGCAACGACAAGCAGCAUAUUGAUCAUAUUUCCAGUUUAUAUGGGAAACAGCUGAUGCACGCAGUCGUCUUCAUUCUAGAGUCGGAGAAUUCACCAGAAGUAAAAGAACAAGCCCUCUGCUUGCUGGCAAAUAUUGCAGACGGAGACACGUCUAAGAAGUUAAUUGUUGAUAACGAGGAUAUGUUGAAGAAACUUAAGUCCUAUAUGCUCCAUAAUAAUACUAAUCUCCAGACUGCUGCUGUAGUGUGUAUUCAGAACCUAGUCUGGAGAGAAGAGGAUGGAAGCUGUGAACGUCAGGCCAAGCUUAAAGAUAUUGGUGUGUUCAAUAUAUUGAAACAACUGCUUGCAACUGAGGAUACUGAUCUAUUUGAGAAGGUUAAAACAGCUCUCCAACAAGCAUCAAUGUGACAGGGGGUUGAAUCUUCUCUCGGGGACCUCAGUGAAAAUAAAGAUCGAUAUUUAGAGGAUUUUCAGCUUCUCAGCCUCCAGACUUCAGAACCUUUAUGGCAAGUGAACCUCGGCCCUGUAGACCAACCUCAAGGAGUUCAGCCUCAGCAAGAUCAUAGUCCUGAGGAUGUUCUUGAUCCUGAGAACCUGUCUGAUCCCGAGGAGGAUGUCCCUGGUCCUCUGCUGAGAAAUGUUCUUGAAGAGGAUGAAGAGGAGGAGGAGGAUGACUGGAGUCCUAUUCUGCCAAGGAGGGACGGGAUGCAGAAAUAUCUUUAACUUAGAGUUAAAAUUUAAAUCAAAUAAAAAUCAUUAUUUUGCUGGGUGUCCUUGAAACAAUAUGAUUUAUCAUAAAUUAAGGUUAAGUAGCUCACGGGGCUAAUUUUAUUUUAUUUAAAUACAUUCCCCCUAUUUUUGACCAAUUUUUGAAGGCAGUUAAUUUUUGUUUUUUUUGUUAUUCAAAUGCGCAACUGUUAUUCUAUGUUCUUCCCCUUAUAUGGUUAGAAUUUUUUAUUUUGAAAUACCUGUUAUUUUUAUAUUGGCUAUUUAUCUUCUAAACAAGUAUACAUAUAUUUAA
This is a messenger RNA of Eurytemora carolleeae, 2612 nucleotides long. RefSeq names its product armadillo repeat-containing protein 8. The transcript has 22 exons. Bases 17 to 1999 code for a protein of 660 amino acids. Gene Ontology annotation, molecular function: protein binding. The record is from RefSeq and is a predicted model, not a curated record. Gene Ontology annotation, biological process: proteasome-mediated ubiquitin-dependent protein catabolic process. Lineage: Eukaryota; Metazoa; Arthropoda; Copepoda; Calanoida; Temoridae. Gene Ontology annotation, cellular component: GID complex.